This is a messenger RNA of Poeciliopsis prolifica (blackstripe livebearer), 3619 nucleotides long. RefSeq names its product rho GTPase-activating protein 22-like. The transcript is spliced from 9 exons. Gene Ontology annotation, molecular function: GTPase activator activity. Lineage: Eukaryota; Metazoa; Chordata; Actinopteri; Cyprinodontiformes; Poeciliidae. Gene Ontology annotation, biological process: negative regulation of ruffle assembly; wound healing, spreading of epidermal cells; signal transduction. Bases 506 to 2572 code for a protein of 688 amino acids. The record is from RefSeq and is a predicted model, not a curated record. Gene Ontology annotation, cellular component: focal adhesion.
AUAAGCUUUUUUUUAAACUUGAAACCUCUCAACAAAUUCCAAUGAAUUGAAAGCGGGAGAGCCUGUAUUCAGGAAACUUUCCCUUAAGAUAAACAUUUAUAAAUCAAAAUGUUUAUCUUAACUACAUAAUUUGAAAAAGAGACUUUUUUCAGUGGUAGAAAGUUUGGCAAAAGUCUUGAUACCAAAUAUAUAUGUCUUCACUGACACAUUUGGACAAUCCAAACUUCUAAAACCAGUCUGUGGAUCCGUGUUAGAGACCUUUUGCUUUUCUUCCUAUUUUUUUACAAUCUAGUUGCUUCAUUAUUGUUCAGCAUCCACUAAAUAGUGUGUCUCUAUCUAACCAGAAAUUGGACUUUUUUGUCAAAUGUAUAAUCUCAAUUAUAGAUUAAGAAGGAUUCUUUGAGGGAUUUGGGACCUAUUUCAUUUAUUAAUCACUCUUUAACCCUUUAAAACACGUCCUCACUUUGGGUUGAGCAUCUCCAACCAGGCCUGAAGUGGUUGCAGCAUGGGACUCAGCUGCUUUAAGUCUUGGAAAUAUGACAGUACAGGCCACAAAGGUAACAGAGAUGUGCUGGCCAGCCCAGGCUCCUAUUUCUUCCUAUCUAACAGCGCCGGUCAGGGUGACGAGUGGUUGAAGAGCCUUAACAAGGGAGUCUGGAUCCCUUUCACAGGGGUUUUUGGGCAACGUCUGGAGGAGACGGUGCUGUAUGAGCGUCGGUAUGGGGUGCGCUUGGUUCCUCUGGUGGUGGAGCAGUGUGUGACAUUUAUCCGUGAACGUGGUCUGCAUGAGGUGGGCUUGUUUCGCCAGCCUGGACGCACCAGUCUGGUGAAAGAGCUCCAGGAGGCUUUUGAUUCUGGUGAAAGGCCGUCUUUUGACAGCAGGACAGACGUCCACACUGUGGCAUCACUGCUGAAGCUCUACUUCAGGCAGCUACCAGAACCUCUGGUUCCCUACAGCCACUACCAGGACUUUCUGCUCUGCGGUCAGAAGCUGUUAAGUGACCGUACAGUGGGUCUGGAGGAGUUGAAGAAUCUUCUUCAUGAGUUACCUGUCGCAAACUUCAACCUACUCAACUUUAUCUGCCAGUUUCUGAAUGAGGUUCAGAGCUGCUCCAGCAGUAACAAGAUGAACGUCCAGAACUUGGCGACCGUGUUUGGACCAAACAUCCUUCGAGCCAAAGCUGAAGACCCACAAAGCAUCAUGGGAGCUGCCAAACUGGUCCAGGUGCUCAUGUCAGAGCUGAUCAGAGAACAUGAAUCUCUGUUUGCCAAGUUCCCUCCUGCUGCCUGCUCUCAUCCUUCUGCAACACAUUUGAAGCAACCCCAUCUCCAGCCAUCGCCCUGCCUUCGCCAGCUGUCUUUGCCUCUUAUUGCUGACCACUCCAGUGAAUCAGGACAACCAGGCGCACAUGCAGACCACUCUAGUUGUAUCUUCUCUGCUGCUGGUAAAUCAGACUUGCUCUCUGGUCAGAAGAAACACCUUGGUCACCGCUACACUUCCUCCCAUCCAGAGAACUGCUUCUACCCCUUGCCUUCUUCCAGUGAGUCCAUCAACCACCACCCUGGCAGGCAUGAAGGAGAUUUUUACAAGUACCAUGCUGGGCAGGUUUCAUCUUCUGCAAAUGUUCAAGCCACAAUUACCAACCUCCAGCUACAAGCUGAAGCCUCGAAUCGGGGGGCAAUGGGACGGCAACGCCAAGAAAAGGCGGCCUCUGCCUACUGGAGCUGUAGUGGAGCAGAGGAAGAGGGUGAUAUUCCUGAAGCAGCCAGUGGGGGGAGCAGUCAAGCACAGGAGGACAGUACACCCUCUGUCUACGACAACCUGGACAGAGUCUCUUUGUCUCACACAUUGGAGAAUGUUCCUACUGAGAACUUUGAUUCAGAUUCUCCAGGAACCAAUGUUGGAAUGUGUGAAGCAGAGGUAGAUCAAGCAGAACUGGGGAAGGCAGGAGACUCCUCUUCCUCGUGGUCUUCCUGUGAAGUUCUACCAUUAGAUGAAAGCAAUGAUGACCUAGAGGUUGGCAGUCCUGAUAUCCCACCAAAGAGAUCCAGAAUGUUGCCUCUGAGUCAGAGAACAGAACAGGAAGUCUUUGAUAAAGAUGAUCAUGACAGCAAUGGUGCCAAGCAACAUCCAAGCUCCUGGGCUUCCUGUUCCGUCAUCAGCAUCAGCCCUCUCAGCACAGGGAGCUCAGAGGUCUUCCUCCCCUCUGGGGCUCCAGAUCUCCAGGUUCAAGAGUCUCACAUUGAGCCGAAAGACACUCAUUUUCUGCUGACCAACCUGAGGCAGCAGAUGUCUCAACAGAAGGCAGAGUAUCAAAACAGGAUUGAGAGGUUGGAGCGCUGCAAUGACGUCCUCGAACGGCAAGUUGCCGUUCUGCGACUCAGUCUGGAGCAGCAGAGGCGAAGCCAGAGCGUGGCAGAGAUCAAGAUCAGAAACAUGGAGCGAGCCAAAGCAGACGCAGACCGCAGGAACAGCAGCCUUCAGAGGGAGAUGGAGCUGUUCUACAGGGCAUAUGGAGAAAUCAGGAGAAGAGGAGCAGAUCUGGGAAGAGCUGGUGGAGGAAGCAUCUGAAGACUGAUUGUUUUUCUCAACAGGAGUGAAGAAGGGAAGAAAGAAGCUGCGACUAGCAGCAGACAGAUUAUGUGGUGGUAUAAAAACAGAAACAAGAACAUCAUGUUAGUGGAGGUUCACGUUAUUAAAGGUCAAAUUAAUUCCUAUCUUCCCAGGCAGCACACUGAAGCCGGUGAUGUAAUAUUGAGACUCAGUCAGUCCCACGUGUCUCCACGUGAUAAAGCAGCAGUUUUAUGUUCCACACUCUAUACAGUCAAAGCUGUAUAGAGUGUAUAGACUGUAUAACCUUUAUUUCCUCCAAAAAGCCCAGACUUGAUGAUGUACAGAAGAUUUAAUGUGUCGGUGUGACCCGUUUCGUUAAAACAGUUCACAUAUUGGCAUUAAAGGUCAUUUUGCUAUCUACAAACCGUGGUGGAAAUUAGAUACAAUUCAUAAAUUAUAAUGUGUAAAACUAAAAUUAUUCCAACACUUUAUUAAUUUUGUUUUCAGGACAUCUUUAAGAAUUAUGAGUAAAAUAUUUUUAGUUCUAUCUUUACUAAUUUAAGGGCAUAUUUACAAACCUAUAAGGUUCCAUCUCUACAGCCUACAUGGUGACUUAUUGAACAAAAAGCAGUGAAUAAUACACAACUACUCAACUUUAAAUAGGUGGGAGUCCACUGUACAUUGAUUCAUUACUCAGAUUCUUCAAAGGUUACUUUUGAUGAUUGUGACCAAUGAAAACCCACAUUGAGAUGGUUAGUUUUUUAUACUACAUUAAAUAAAUAAAAACUUGAUAAAGUGACAUAAAUGCUGACAUUUUGAUUUCUUGAGACGUGAAAGAACCUGCACAUUUCAAAUCAAAUCUCAAUAUUUAUGUCGGCACUUUAUCAUUUGAAACCUUGAACUACUGUUCUCUGCAUGAAGAAACCUUUCUAAUAAAACUUAUUUUAAUCCACUUUCUUUUAUCAAUUAUUGCCAGUUGACAUGAAUUAAAUGAAAACUGAAGUCAGGUCUCUUCACAGGAGGAUGAAAUCUGUUGUGCUCAACAUGGAAAUGAUCUUUGUCAUG